Molecule: messenger RNA, 1077 nt
Organism: Thermochaetoides thermophila DSM 1495
Lineage: Eukaryota; Fungi; Ascomycota; Sordariomycetes; Sordariales; Chaetomiaceae
Product: reticulon-like protein
Exons: 5
Coding region: 1-1077 (358 amino acids)
Source: RefSeq, a predicted model, not a curated record
AUGGCCGACGUCUCUGAGGCUUUCCCAAGCAGUAAGUGCGAGAAAUUCGACGCGACCCGCCCUGCUGAUGAUCAUGAGUCCACAAUCGGGGGCUCGACUGACGAGAUCGCCUAUGCUGCUGCAGUUGCUGCUGCAGAUGCCGCUGAUAACGGUGCUGCCUCGCUCACCAAUGGUCCCGUAGCUGAUCACGACAAUACCUCGACUGCCUCGUCUGCUGCUGCUUCGUCGACCAAGAAGUCCGACACCAUGCCGCUCGAACGCCACUCCUCGCCGCCGCCCUACACGGCUUCCUAUCGCAGCCUGUUUGCUGAGAUCCUGUCGUGGAGCAACCCGCAACACUCCGCGCUUGCAUACGCCAGCAUCGUCUCCCUCAUCGUCGUAGUUAGGUACUUCGACGUGCUGCGCUGGGCGCUCAAGCUCUCGUGGAUGGCGCUCGGCACUGCCGUGCUCGUCGAGACCAUCGGUAAGGCCGUCUUUGACGCCAGUCUUGCCUCACGCCUGCGCCCUCGCACCUACUACACCAUCUCGCGCGAGACGCUCGACGCCGUGAUUGGCGACACCCACGAGCUGCUCAACUUUUUCAUCGUCGAAGGCCAGCGCCUGCUGUUUGUCGAGAAUGUUAACCUUUCGGUUGCGGCCGCCGUCACCGCCUUUAUCUCCUACUUCCUCGUCAAGUUCCUCCCCUAUUGGUUCCUCGCCCUUCUCGCGACGACCAUCACCUUCUUCGGCCCGCUCAUCUACCUCAAGAACCAGGAGGCCAUCGACGCCCAGCUCAAGCACGCCCAGGACCUCGUCGCCGCCCAGACGGCCCAGCUGCGCUCCGUCGCCCAGCAGCACACCGAGCAUGCCGCCCAGAUCGCCAAGCAGUAUGCUGGCGAGUACACCUCCAAGGCCCAGGCCCUGAUCAAGGGCGCCCAUGGUCGCAACGGUGGCGCCCCGCUUAAGGCUGAGGGCUUCCCGGCCGCGCCGAAGAACGAACCUUUCCCCGAGGCGCCGAAGGAGGAGCCUAAGAAGGUGGAGGGUGAGGAGAGUGAGAGUGAGAAGGCGGGGGAGACGGAACCGCUUAUUGCUCAUUAA